AUCCUCACAACCGGCCAUAUCUCCUCUAUUUUCCUCCAUUGCCUUGUGCGAACAUCAACUGAGGGAGAACCACCGAAGCAGCCUCACUCCACGCGUCCAAGCCCCAGCCUUUUCGGUCAGUUUCCCUUGCUGUGAAGACACGAGAUCCACCGAAGUAGCAGCGUCGUCCACACGCCUGCAGCUGCUCCAAACCGCGCGUCUUCUCUGCGCCAGCACAUCCGGUCAACCACAGCACGUUCGUGGACUCUGUGCCGCGUAUUUUUCCGCUGCCAGCGACCACCGAAGUUUCGGUCAGCUCCAGCAGAUUUCCCCAGCAACGUCUUCACUGAAGCUACUCCGUGCUUCGUAUCUUCGUCAGCCACGUUCGGUCAAAACCCCAGCACCGAAGACCCUGCAGCAGUUCCACGUUGACGCCUGCUGCUCCGUGUCUUCUCUCUCGCUGCCAGCGUCUUUGGUCUCCUCAGCCAGCGGAUCCAGCCGCGUGAAGAAGUCUCACCGUCCACGCGUCCCCACUGGUCAACCGAAGCCGCUCCCUCUGCCGGUUUGUUGACCCAGCUCCUUCGUCCCCUCCAGCGUUGAUUUCGAGUUCACCCAGCAGCAACAAUCGAGCUGCUUCUUCGCGUAUUCCACUGGAUUGGCCAACUCCAGCAGCCCAUCGAAGAACAGGCCCACGUGAUCCACCUAAGUUCAGCUGCAAGCCCAUUCGAAGACAUCAGCUCCUUGGGCCACCAAAUCCACAAGUGGCCUAGUCCAAAGUGAGCCACAACUGGAGGCCCAAAUCAGUGAGGCCCAAGUUGGUUCGGCCCACCUUCAGCCCACGAAAUUUUCUGGUUUAGCCCGCGAAGUCCGCAAGCCCAGCCCGCGAAGAAGACCCAAUCGCAGCCAAGCCCAAGCCCAAGCCCAAAAGCGAGCCUAGUCCAGUGCAAGAACAAAUCUCGGUUGGGCUGAGAUUUGUUGGCCCAAGUUUAAGGCCCGUCUAAGCCCCGGUGUUGUCGAAAGCUCGAUUUCGGCCACCAUCGCGCCACUGUCGCAAUGAUUCGGUCUCCGCUUUCAAUCAAGUGCCAUAUGGGCUCCUAUGAGCUAGUGAGAUAUAUAGUUUGGAUCGAUGUGGGUUUCACCCACAAGGUACCCUAUCGAUAUAGAUCGUGGUACCGCCAGGCUCAAGAUGGCCAGAGACAGGGUCUCCUACCGGAGUUUGAGAUACCUCUGUGUGUUCUAGAGGCUGCCUUUGGGAAAGGCAAUGCAGAUCCACCUCCGAGCCCUGUCGUAGAUGCAUCAAACCUAAAUUUUGAAGACCUCGGAAGUCCGGUGCAAUCUGCUGAAAGCUCCAGUUGGAGCGAGGAAGAUGGAGAGGAGGACGAGGAAGAUGACAAAGAGGUGGAUGAGGACCCGUAGCUUAUGGAACCCCACCCCCGCUUGUAGACCUUGUUCCUGGACUUGUUUAAGUUGAACUUGACUUGGUAGCCAGCUUUAUAUAUAUGUGCAUUGGUUUGCAAUGUAUAUAAGUGUGGUGAUUUUUGAAA
Messenger RNA from Eucalyptus grandis, 1523 nucleotides. RefSeq lists its product as uncharacterized. The record is from RefSeq and is a predicted model, not a curated record. The coding region runs from base 1033 to 1395 and encodes 120 amino acids. Lineage: Eukaryota; Viridiplantae; Streptophyta; Magnoliopsida; Myrtales; Myrtaceae. The transcript is spliced from 2 exons.